Molecule: messenger RNA, 1146 nt
Organism: Drosophila grimshawi
Lineage: Eukaryota; Metazoa; Arthropoda; Insecta; Diptera; Drosophilidae
Product: sentrin-specific protease 8
Exons: 2
Coding region: 156-1112 (318 amino acids)
Biological process (GO): proteolysis
Molecular function (GO): deNEDDylase activity; cysteine-type peptidase activity
Source: RefSeq, a predicted model, not a curated record
UCAGAAAUCAGACAACAAAUCCGUCCAUCCAUCAGUUCAAGCUCAACAAAAUUCAGUUGAAGUGAUUGGCUCACAUUCCGUUUCAACUGCACAACGAUUAUUCAAUUAUAAUCAUCCAUUGUACCAUUAUCAAGCUUUGCAACUAAACAAAGAAGAUGCCACGCAAUACACGCCAGAAGAAACGGGCCGAGCGUCGCGAGUUGUUCGCUGGCAAAGUCGCUGCCGAUGAUGCUAAAGUUGACAAGAUGACUUCCACAAAUGAGGAGGCGGUCGAAGUCGUCGCUGUCCCAGCUUCCGAUGAGUACGGCAAGGAAAACAAGGCCAAUGACAGCGAGCCGGACGAGAAUGCUAUGGGUGAUGGCAACAAUUGUGAUGCGAAUGGGGCAAGUAAUGUUUCUGAUAAUCAGGGUAUCGCCGCAACGGCUGCUGGUGCUCAGAAGAAAAUGAAGAACGCAUCGCGUGCAAAUCCGAUUCUGGUUGUAUUAAAGAACGCCAUGCUGCACCUGAGCGAUUCCCAGCUGCUUAAUGGCCCGCACUUUCUGAACGAUGCUCUGAUUGGCUUCUAUAUGGCCUAUCUGGAUGAGAUCAAGUACCAGUCGAACGGUGACUUUAUGUUUGUCACCCCCGAAUUGUCGCAAUCCUUGCCGUACAUGGACAAGCUGCAGUUGGAAACGGCGCUUGUUGAGGAGCGCAACGCUUGUCGCAAAUCGUUCAUAUUCAUAGCGGUGAAUGACGGAGACGGCCCGUCGAAGGAACGAAAGGGGGGCGUCUAUUGGUCGCUGCUGGUUGCGUCGCGGUCGGACAAGUGCUUCUAUCAUUUUGCCUCUUAUGGUGGCAACAAUACGGAAAACGCAAUGGAGCUGUUCAACACAAUUAAAGAUGUUGUCGAUAUGCGUCAGGCACGCUUUCGCAUCAUGCGGUGUCUGCAGCACAAGAACGACUACGAUUGUGGCGUUCAUGUCAUGUGCAUGGUCGAUCACGUCGCUGACUAUGUGAAUCGAUACGAUAGCGUUGAGGGUGUCUCCCAAUUGUCGCCUGAUGUGAUCAUGGCCAAGCGCGGUAGGUUCAUUAGACUGAUCACCUCGCUGGAUCCGCAAACUAAAUAUAAAUAGAAUUACCAGUCACAACAACAACAAUAUAUCAAUA